UAAUUAUGAAGUGAAAGGAGAUGAAAUAGUUAACAGGUGAGUUUUCAUAACCUAACUGUGUUUCUGCUCCUCCUACUUCUCUCUCUAACACACACACUGAACCAGGAAAUAACUCGUCAUUUCAGACAAACAAAUCUGAUCUCUAUUUCUCAGUUUGUAAAUGCAGGAAAAUGGCGGAGGCCAGUAUUUCAGUAGAUCAGGAUCAGUUCAUCUGUCCAGUGUGUCUGGAUCUCCUGAAAGAUCCGGUGACUGUCCCGUGUGGUCACAGUUUCUGUAAGGUGUGUAUUAAUGGCUGCUGGGAUCAGGAGAAUCAGAAGAGCGUCUACAGCUGUCCUCAGUGCAGAGACAUUUUCAUUGCAAGGCCUGUUCUAUGCAAAAACAGCAUGCUGGCUGAAGUGGUGGAGAAACUAUGGAAAAAGACUGAAGUCCAAGCUGCUUCUCCUGAUCACUGUUACGCCAGACCUGGAGAUGUGGAGUGUGAUUUCUGCACCAAGAGAAAACACAAAGCCGUCAAAUCCUGUCUGGUGUGUGUGGCUUCAUUCUGUGAAAUUCAUCUAAAACCUCAUCUAGAGGUUCCUGCUUUGAAAAAACACACAUUAACUGAAGCCUCAGCAAAACUAAAUGAUGAAAUCUGCUCUGAACAUAACAGGAUGAUUGAGAUCUACUGCAAAACUGAUCAAACCUGCAUCUGUUAUAUGUGUAUGAUGGAUAAACAUAAAGGACAUGACACCUUCACAGCCUCAAUAGAACGAGCUGAGAAACAGAGUGAGUUAAAGGAGGAGCAGAUGAAAUCCCAGCAGAGAAUCCAGGAGAAGCAGAAGAAGGUGCAGGAACUAAAACAGGCUGUGAACACUAUAAAGGUGAGCAGUGAGCAGAGACAGACAGCAGUGGAGGACACUGAGAGGAUCUUUACUGAGCUGAUCAGCUCCAUAGAGAAAAAGCGUUUGGAGGUGAUGGAGAUGAUCAGAGCUCAGGAGGAGGCUGAACUGAGUCGACCUGAACGGCUCCUGGAGGAACUGGAGCAGGAGAUCGCUGAUCUUCAGAGGAGAGUCACUGAGCUGGAGCAGCUUUCACACACACACGAUCACAUCCAUUUCCUCCAGAGUUUCCAGUCUCUCUGUGUCUCUGCUGGACAUUGGUCUCCUCAAUUAGUAAGACCAGAUUUUCACAUGUCCAGCAUCACUGUCCAUCAACAUCACUUCUCAGACGAAAUAAGAAAAUAUUUCUCAGAUCUGAAGAUGAAACUUGAGGAAUUCUGUGAGGAGGAAUUUUACAAAAUCCCUGCACAAGUUCAGUCUUUUUUCUCAGAGCCACAGAGCAGAGAUGAGUUUCUGAAAUAUUCAUGUUAUCUGACUCUGGAUCCCAACACGGCACAUCGUAACCUCAUUCUGUCUGAGAAGAACAGAGCAGUGAGAUACAGUGUGAGAGAGCAGUGGUACUCUGAUCAUCCAGAGAGAUUUGACUACUGGCCUCAAGUGUUGUGUGAGGAGAGUGUGUGUGGACGCUGUUACUGGGAGGUGGAGUGGAGCAGUAAUGCUAAUAGUGUUGUGUCCAUUUCAGUCUCAUAUAAAGACAUCAGAAGGAAAGGACGGGGUGAUGAGUGUGGGUUUGGAUACAACAAUCAGUCCUGGAGUCUGCAGCGUUCUUCUUCUUCUCUCUGUUUCGAUCACGACAACAUUAAGACUUAUCUCGGAGUUCCAGCACCAUCCAGAAUAGGAGUGUAUGUGGAUCACAGUGCAGGAACUCUGUCCUUCUACAGCGUCUCUGACACCAUGAAGCUCCUCCACAGAGUCCAAACAACAUUCACUCAGCCUCUAUAUGCUGGAUUUGGACUUUACUAUUCUACAGUGAGAUUGUGUGAUCCAGAAUAAAGUGUGUAGUGUUUGAUCUAAAAUUCCUGCACGUUGCCACAUUGUUGCUCAAACAUCUUUCUUACUAGCACACAAUCCAGCUGCAUAAAAGCAAUACCAUUUUAAUAAUUAUAACAGAUUAUUAAUUUUAUAAUAAUUAAAAACAAUUUUUUAGAAUUAACUGUCAGACAAGAAAUAAAUAGAAUGAAAAAAAUAAAUACAUUUGAAAAUUUGGAAAAAAAAACAACUUUGGCAUGAAUUGGAUUAUUUUGCUUUUGUUUUUAGUUCUUUCAUAAUCCUAAAAUUAGAUUUUAUUCAAUGGUUCCCACUGCAAUUCCAUCCCCUCACCAUGAGAGGGAACCAUCACCUGAAUACUGAGCACAUAGAAAAGUCAUGGUUUUAGUAUACAUAAACUAUGCUCACGCUAAAUACUGCUAAAAAUAUUGUAAUUUUUAUUACACACCAAGUUCCAUUCCAUUGUUCUAUGUUCUUUGCUCUACUGUGUAAUAACCUUGUUUGCCUCUUUACAUUUAUUGUGUAUUUCUUUGUGAUUUAGAUUUGUUUGUUUCCUGGACUGUUACCAAUUGGUGUACAGAACAUUAUGCCUGCAUCUGCAAUUAUAAUAUUGGAUUGUAUUUAGCAUAUUUUCUGCUUGGUUUCAAUAAAACCCUGCAUAUGGAU
This is a messenger RNA of Silurus meridionalis, 2531 nucleotides long. Its product is annotated as tripartite motif-containing protein 16-like. Bases 171 to 1871 code for a protein of 566 amino acids. The transcript has 6 exons. NCBI's taxonomy places the organism in Eukaryota, Metazoa, Chordata, Actinopteri, Siluriformes, Siluridae. Gene Ontology annotation, molecular function: protein binding; zinc ion binding. The record is from RefSeq and is a predicted model, not a curated record.